AUGUCUCACUUGAUUACCUUAGCCACAUGCAAUCUGAACCAGUGGGCACUAGACUUUGAAGGGAACAGAGACAGAAUCUUGGAAUCGAUCCGCAUCGCCAAGGAAAAGAAUGCAAAACUGCGCGUGGGGCCUGAGUUGGAGGUCAGCGGGUAUGGAUGCCUCGAUCAUUUCUUAGAGGAUGACGUAUAUCUGCACUCGUGGGAGAUGUACGCGCAGAUUCUGAAGGACGAAAAGACGCAUGGGAUAUUGCUUGAUAUUGGUAUGCCUGUGGUACACAAGAACGUGCGGUACAACUGUCGCGUACUCUCUCUGGAUGGACAUAUCCUGUUCAUUCGUCCGAAGCUGUGGUUGGCGAACGAUGGCAACUACCGCGAGAUGCGGUUUUUUACGCCAUGGAUGAAACCAACGGUGGUGGAGGAGUUCCAGCUACCCCCUGUGAUCCAGAAAAUCACUGGGCAGCAUAUAAUUCCUUUCGGAGAUGCAGUUAUCAGGACGCUUGAUACUUGUAUUGGUGCGGAGACGUGCGAAGAGCUAUUCACGCCUCAAUCGCCGAACAUUGCCAUGUCACUUGAUGGAGUAGAAAUUAUCACUAAUUCCUCGGGAUCGCACCACGAGCUGCGCAAACUGCACAAGAGACUAGAUCUAAUACUGGGAGCGACUGGGCGUUGUGGCGGUGUCUAUCUGUAUGCGAACCAGCGAGGCUGUGAUGGAGACAGAUUGUACUACGAUGGUUGCGCGCUCAUUGCUGUGAACGGCCGAGUUGUGGCCCAAGGCUCGCAGUUUUCGCUGAGGGAUGUCGAAGUGGUUACUGCAACUGUAGACUUACAAGAAGUGAGAGAUUACCGGAUGUCUGUGAUGUCGCGAGGGUUGCAGGCAGUAUCGAAUAACGUGACUUUCGAACGUAUUCAAGUACCUGUAGAACUGGCCGCGAUGCAAGAUAGGUUCAAUCCUACGAUUAACCUGACGAAGGCGAAAGCCCCAUACUAUCACAGCCCAGAGGAAGAGAUUGCGCUGGGCCCAGCUUGUUGGUUAUGGGACUACCUACGUCGUUGCAGAGGAACAGGCUAUUUUCUUCCACUAUCUGGGGGCAUUGACUCAUGUGCCACUGCUGUAAUUGUGCACUCUAUGUGUCGGAUGGUUGUCAAGGAAGCAUCUGAGGGUAAUCUGCAAGUAAUUGCAGAUGCGAGAAGAUUGGCUCGUGCUAGCGAUGACUGGAUUCCAACCGAUGCACGUGAAUUUGCAAAUAUGAUAUUUCACACUUGUUUUAUGGGAACAGCAAACUCCACAAAUGAGACUCGCAGUCGGGCAAAGAAACUUGCGGAACACCUUGGAGCAUAUCACGUUGAUCUAAAUAUGGACUCUGUGGUUAAAAGUGUAGUAACCUUGUUUGAGGUUACCACCGGGAAGCGACCAAUAUUCAAGGUUUUUGGAGGGAGUAACAUAGAGAACUUGGCAUUGCAAAAUAUUCAAGCCCGGUUACGCAUGGUGCUAGCCUAUCUAUUUGCGCAGCUGCUUCCAUGGGUCCGUUCUAUUAAAAACUCCGGGGGGUUGCUUGUUCUGGGCAGCGCUAACGUUGAUGAAUGUCUAAGAGGUUACUUGACUAAGUAUGACUGCUCCUCAGCAGACAUUAAUCCUAUUGGAGGGAUUUCAAAGAAGGACUUGAAGAAUUUUAUCUCUUACGCUUCCAAGGAGUUUGAUCUACCGAUAUUGAGAGAAUUUGUGGAGGCUACUCCUACCGCAGAAUUGGAGCCUAUAACGGAAGACUACGUGCAGUCUGAUGAAAGAGACAUGGGCAUGACUUAUGAGGAAUUGAGUGUUUUUGGAUACCUGCGGAAGGUUGAAAAGUGUGGCCCAUACUCCAUGUUCCUCAAACUGUUACACGAAUGGACUCCCCGGCUGACACCAUCAGAGGUCGCUGAGAAGGUCAAGAGGUUUUUCUACUUUUACGCCAUUAAUAGACAUAAGCAGACCGUUCUAACUCCGAGCUAUCACGCCGAGCAGUAUUCACCUGACGAUAACAGGUUUGACCUACGUCCUUUCCUAAUUGAUCCAAGGUUCUCUUGGGCAUCCAAGAAAAUUGACCUUGUAGUCAAACAGUGUGAGGGGGGUCCUUCUACCACGCAGCUUGAUGUCAUGUCAGUCGAUUAG
Messenger RNA from Eremothecium gossypii ATCC 10895, 2148 nucleotides. It is a transcript of the gene QNS1, whose product is annotated as glutamine-dependent NAD(+) synthetase. Gene Ontology annotation, molecular function: ATP binding; NAD+ synthase (glutamine-hydrolyzing) activity; glutaminase activity. The transcript has a single exon. Gene Ontology annotation, biological process: NAD+ biosynthetic process. Gene Ontology annotation, cellular component: cytoplasm. NCBI's taxonomy places the organism in Eukaryota, Fungi, Ascomycota, Saccharomycetes, Saccharomycetales, Saccharomycetaceae. The coding region runs from base 1 to 2148 and encodes 715 amino acids. The record is from RefSeq and is marked provisional.